Molecule: messenger RNA, 544 nt
Organism: Branchiostoma belcheri (Belcher's lancelet)
Lineage: Eukaryota; Metazoa; Chordata; Leptocardii; Amphioxiformes; Branchiostomatidae
Product: 40S ribosomal protein S25
Exons: 5
Coding region: 127-471 (114 amino acids)
Cellular component (GO): cytosolic small ribosomal subunit
Molecular function (GO): structural constituent of ribosome
Source: RefSeq, a predicted model, not a curated record
CUGAUCACGUGAGGCCGUGCCAGGGAGGCUUCCGUUCCCAGCAUGCUACAGCGCGCCUGCGCAAUCGCCCUCUUUCCCUUUGGACGUGGUGAGGUCUGGAAAAAAGGACCCACCUGAACCAGCAUCAUGCCACCCAAGAAGGACACAAAAGGGGAUUCCAAAAAGGGACAAAAGGCCAAGGCUGGAAGUGGUGGGGGUAAGGCCAAGAAGAAGAAGUGGUCGAAAGGAAAGGUUCGUGACAAGCUCAACAACCUUGUCCUUUUCGACAAGGCCACAUACGACAAGCUUUACAAGGAGGUUCCCAGCUACAAACUCAUCACACCUUCAGUUGUAUCCGAGAGAUUGAAAAUCCGUGGGUCUCUGGCAAGGGCAGCUCUCAAGGAACUCCACAGCAAAGGUAUGAUCAAACUUGUUUCCAAGCAUUCUGCCCAGGUCAUCUACACGAGAGCGACCAAAGACACAGAUGAGUAAAAUUGUGCUGCGGAGGGGACAUUAGUAAAAUGUUCAAGAACCACAAUAAAGCUUGAUGUGAUCUUGACCCAAA